Molecule: messenger RNA, 1226 nt
Organism: Cydia fagiglandana
Lineage: Eukaryota; Metazoa; Arthropoda; Insecta; Lepidoptera; Tortricidae
Gene: TFAM
Product: transcription factor A, mitochondrial
Exons: 6
Coding region: 97-846 (249 amino acids)
Biological process (GO): regulation of transcription by RNA polymerase II
Molecular function (GO): transcription cis-regulatory region binding; DNA binding, bending
Source: RefSeq, a predicted model, not a curated record
AUUUUGAAUCGCAUAGAAAGGGGGCCUGGCGCGUUUCUAAAAUACUUUGUUUUAUGUGAUAAUUAAUAAUAAAAGGCUUCUUUUAUUAAGUAUAAGAUGUCUUCAAUAACUCAACUAUGUCGUUUGAGUAAUUUAACAAUAAGCAGUUACAAAUGUGUUCUGCAAGGAAGAACUAGUUGGGUAAAUCAAGUGCAACUAUGCAACUACACGAAGAAGUCAGCAGAACAAAAACUAGGCAUAGAGAGACCAAAGCGGCCUCUAACUCCGUUUUUCAAGUUUAUGACACAAAUGAGACCGGCGCUCCUAGCCAAGAACCCCGGUAUUACUUCCAAGGAAGCAAUCGCGUGGAGCUCCAAGCAUUGGCAACAAUUAGAUUUAGAGACUAAGGCUCAAAUGACGAAAGAAUAUGAGAAAGACUUGGAAGAUUAUAAGAAAAUAAAAGCUAUGUACGAGUCUUCAUUGACUGACGAGCAGAAGGCUGACAUCCAGCGGGUGAAGGAGGAAAUGGCAGCUGCCAAGGAAAAGAGGAAAUUGAAAGCUGAAUACAAAGAGUUAGGAAAGCCAAAGAAACCAAUGUCUUCCUAUUUUCUAUACAUCCAGUCUAGAAAAGAUUCAUUCAAGGGCAAACAAAUGAAGGAAUAUCAAGAGAAAGCAAAAGUUGAUUGGCAGAAAUUGCCAGAAAGUGAAAAGGCUAAGUUUGAAAAGCAAGCAGCGGAACUUAUGAAUAAAUACAGAAAAGACUUGGAAGCAUGGGAGUUGAAAAUGAUUUCACAAGGACGCUCAGACCUUGUGCGUACCAAGCCUGCACGAGAAAAGAAGCCAGCGAGUGCCAAGAAAUCACAAUAGGAACUCGGGUGCUCCGAUGACUUGACUGACUUGAAUUUCACAGAAAAAAUAGAUGUCUUAAGAGAAGACAGUAAAUCUGAUACACAACGUAAAAAACCGCUUAUAAUAGAGUCAACUCCAGUAUCGAAAAUGGAACAGGAAAGUAUUAACAAGCCAGAGUCAGAAGAGUUACGGAGCACGGGUGACAGCCAUAUACAUUCUAAUCAAAAUAAGCCUGAUAGCAAGGACAAGGAGCCAACUGCACUCUGGGUGACAAUAAGAGCAUGGAAAUGAUUGAAAAAUGGUGAAUAUGGAUUGGAACCACCUUUUCAAGUAAAAAUGCAAUCGAAAUAUUACAAAUAUUUUAUUUUUAAAGAUGCAUUACAAAAUAUUAAAAUAAA